Molecule: messenger RNA, 4359 nt
Organism: Eutrema salsugineum
Lineage: Eukaryota; Viridiplantae; Streptophyta; Magnoliopsida; Brassicales; Brassicaceae
Product: auxin response factor 7
Exons: 13
Coding region: 747-4184 (1145 amino acids)
Biological process (GO): response to hormone; regulation of DNA-templated transcription
Cellular component (GO): nucleus
Molecular function (GO): protein binding; DNA binding
Source: RefSeq, a predicted model, not a curated record
AUUGAGAAGAAAGGAAAAAAAGGAGGAAGAAGAAAAGCUAUUCCUGUGCUUUUUGCAGACCUUUUGGUAGUUGUCCUGGUCGCUGAUCAUCCAUUUCCGACAACUCUGAUGCUCCUUCUCUCCCGUGCGAGCUCUCUGCCAUAAUCUCCUGCUCCUCGAUUCUCUUUCUUCUUCCUUCGUUUUGUUUCCUCUUUCGAUUGUUUACCCAUUUCCCAGAUUUCUUUUUAUAGAAACCCAACCCUCUUUGAUGCGCCAAGAAAGGAAAGUAAAGAGAGCAGCUGAGUCUAAGUAAGUUUCUGGUUUUUGGUUCCUGGGUUUUCUGAAUUGUCUGACGCGAGUUGAGAAGCUUCGUCGAAAACGGAAUCUUUCUUCGUUUUGUCUCGGUCUUAUGACUUAUUGGUCUCUCCGGAGAUUCCGCGUGCAAAAAAGUUCUAGUUUUGAUCUCUCUGAGAUACGUCAAAUUUCCGAGAAAUUGGAGGCCUUGUCGGAAGUAAAAAGCAGAGAUCUUGGAGUUCCCAUUUCAGAUUGUUUCUACAGAUUAACGAUUUUUCUACUGUAAAUUGGAUUGUGAAGAAGUGGAGCAAGAAAUCAGUUGUUUCCGUGGCCGAUUGAGGUGGGAGAGAGACAGAGUUUAGGCUUUGAUGUCUAUGCUGAAGAUGAAGCUCUCACGCAAAGAGCUCAGCUUUGUGUAAGCUCAGAUUUAGAUUAUUAUUGGGUAGAUUCUUCUGGAGUAAAGUUCAGCAAUCAUGAAAGCUCCUUCAUCAAAUGGAGUUUCUCCGAAUCCCACAGAAGGAGAUAGGAGAAACAUCAACUCAGAAUUAUGGCACGCUUGUGCUGGGCCACUGAUUUCGUUGCCUCCAGCGGGAAGUCUUGUUGUUUACUUCCCUCAAGGUCACAGUGAGCAAGUCGCAGCUUCAAUGCAAAAGCAGACUGAUUUCAUACCUAGCUAUCCGAAUCUUCCUUCUAAGCUCAUCUGUAUGCUCCAUAAUGUUACAUUGAAUGCUGAUCCUGAGACAGAUGAGGUCUACGCGCAGAUGACUCUUCAGCCAGUAAACAAAUAUGACAGAGAUGCAUUGCUUGCCUCUGACAUGGGUCUUAAGUUAAACAGACAACCUAAUGAAUUUUUCUGUAAAACCCUCACGGCGAGUGACACAAGCACACACGGUGGAUUUUCUGUACCCCGACGAGCAGCUGAGAAAAUCUUUCCUGCUCUGGAUUUCUCGAUGCAACCACCUUGUCAGGAGCUUGUUGCUAAGGAUAUUCAUGACAACACAUGGACUUUCAGACAUAUUUAUCGAGGUCAACCAAAAAGGCACCUGCUAACUACAGGCUGGAGUGUGUUCGUCAGCACGAAAAGGCUCUUCGCUGGAGACUCUGUUCUAUUUAUAAGAGAUGGAAAAGCGCAACUUCUGUUGGGUAUAAGACGUGCAAAUAGACAGCAGCCUGCGCUUUCUUCAUCUGUAAUAUCAAGCGAUAGCAUGCACAUCGGAGUUCUUGCUGCUGCAGCUCAUGCUAAUGCUAAUAACAGUCCUUUCACCAUUUUCUACAACCCGAGGGCUGCUCCUUCUGAGUUUGUGGUUCCUUUAGCCAAGUAUACCAAAGCUAUGUACGCUCAGGUUUCCCUCGGUAUGCGGUUUAGGAUGAUAUUUGAGACGGAAGAAUGCGGAGUUCGUCGGUAUAUGGGUACAGUAACCGGUAUCAGUGAUCUUGAUCCAGUGAGAUGGAAAAACUCUCAGUGGCGAAAUCUUCAGAUUGGAUGGGAUGAGUCAGCUGCUGGUGACCGGCCCAGUCGAGUUUCAGUUUGGGACAUUGAACCGGUGUUAACUCCUUUCUACAUAUGUCCUCCUCCAUUUUUUCGUCCUCGGUUUGCUGGGCAACCUGGAAUGCCAGAUGAUGAGACUGACAUGGAGUCUGCGCUAAAGCGAGCAAUGCCAUGGCUUGACAAUAGCUUAGAGAUGAAAGACCCUUCAAGCACGAUAUUUCCUGGUCUGAGUUUAGUUCAGUGGAUGAAUAUGCAGCAGCAGAACGGCCAGUUACCAUCUGCUGCUGCACAGUCGGGUUUCUUCCCCUCUCAAACCGCGGCGCUGCACAACAGUCUUGGUGGAACUGAUGAUCCCUCCAAGUUACUGAGCUUUCAAACGCCUCCAGGGGGAAUUUCCUCAUCAAACCUCCAGUUUAACAAACCGAAUCCGCAAGCGCCAAUGUCCCAGUUGCCUCAGCCGUCAACUACGUUGUCUCAACAACAGCAGCUGCAGCAGUUGUUGCACGCCUCUUUGAACCAUCAGCAACAGCAAUCGCUGUCUCAACAACAACAACAACAACAAUCGCUACAGCAACAACAUCAACAACCGCUACAGCAACAGAGUCAGCAGCUACAACAGUCUCAGCAGCUAAGAACGCAGCCAUCACAAUCUCAUUCGCAUCCACAGCCACAGCCACAGCCACAACAUUUGCAACCACAUAAGUUGCAGCAAUUUCAGCUUCCACAGAAUCAGCUUUAUAAUGGUCAACAAGCAGCGCAGCAGUUUAAGGAACAACAAGCAUCUAUGCAUCAUUUGCUACCACAAGUCGUUUCGGAAUCAAUGGCAAGCAGUGUCAUUGCGCCUUCGUCUAGCUCCCAUAAUCAAAGCUUUCAACAGCAACAACAGUCUACGCAACUUCAUCACACACAUCGUCAUUUAGGUGCUAGCACUAGCCAGAGUAGUGUAAUUGAAACCAGCAAGUCGUCAUCUAAUCUGAUGUCCAUACCUCCGCAAGACACACAAUUUCCACGACAAGUAGAACAGCAGCAGCCUCCUGGUCUUGUCAAGGGACACAAUCAACAAACACUUCUACAGCAGAAAACUCAACAGGCACAGGCACAUGCACAGGUCCAACAGUUAUUCCAGCAGAAUCUCUUGGAACAACCGCAUUUACAGUUUCAGCUGUUGCAGAGAUUACAACAGCAGCAACAGCAACAGCAGCAGCAACAGCAUCAACAAUUUCUUUCGCCAGGAAGCUCGAGUAUGCAGUCUCAGUUACUCCACCAGCAGUUGCCACAGCUGCCUUCUCUCUCUCAAGGUCAGCAGUUUCCGUCAUCCUGCAUUAACAAUGGCUUAUCAACGUUGCAACCGCCUCAAAUGGUGGUGAGCCGGCCACAGGACAAACAAAACCCACCGGUUGGAGGUGGGGUCAAAGCUUAUUCAGGCAUCACAGAUGGAGGAGAUGCACCUUCCUCUUCAACCUCUCCUUCCACCAACAACUGUCAGAUCUCAUCUUCAAGCUUUCUCAACAGAAGCCAAAGCGGGCCAGCGAUCUUGAUACCUGACACACCGGUUGAUAUGUCUGGUAGUCUUGUUCAAGAGCUUUACAACAAAUCCGAUAUGCGGCAAAAACAAGAACUCGUGGGUCAGCAAAAGGCCAAAGCUAGUUUAACAGAUCAUCAACUGGAAGCAUCUGCCUCUGGAACUUCUUACGGCUUAGAUGGCGGCGACAACAACAGACAACAGAAUUUCUUGGCUCCUACCUUUGGCCUCGACGGUGAUUCCAGAAACAGCUUACUCGGCGGAGCUACUGUCGAUAAUGGCUUUGUGCCUGACACAUUGCUCUCGCGGGGAUACGACUCCCAGAAAGAUCUCCAGAACAUGCUAUCAAACUAUGGAGGAGUGACAAAUGACAUCGGUACAGAGAUGUCUACUUCAGCUGUAAGAACUCAAUCUUUUGGUAUCCCCAAUGUGCCCGCUUUUUCAAACGACGUAGCUGUCAACGAUGCUGCCGUUCUUGGUGGCGGAUUAUGGCCAACUCAGACACAACGGAUGCGAACUUAUACAAAGGUGCAAAAACGAGGUUCAGUGGGGAGAUCAAUAGAUGUCAACCGUUACAGAGGUUACGAUGAGCUGAGGCAUGAUCUAGCGCGCAUGUUUGGGAUCGAAGGACAGCUUGAAGAUCCGCAAACAUCAGACUGGAAACUUGUCUAUGUCGAUCAUGAAAACGACAUCCUUCUCGUCGGUGAUGAUCCGUGGGAGGAAUUUGUAAACUGUGUUCAGAGCAUAAAGAUCCUUUCAUCAGCCGAGGUUCAACAGAUGAGCUUGGACGGGAACUUUACGGGAGUACCAGUUACAAAUCAAGCCUGUAGUGGCGGCGAUAGUGGCAAUGCUUGGAGAGGUCAUUAUGAUGAUAACUCGGCCACUUCGUUUAACCGAUGAAUGCAGAAGAUCUCUCACAGACACAGAUUCUUUCUUUUUCCUUCCUUUUGUAAUAUAACUUCUCCUCUUUGAUAACAUGUCUCAAGUUUCCACUGGUCACUGUAGAGCAUAUUACCUGUAUAAUAUCUUCCGCUAAGUUUACGAGAAGAUUUUAUUUGAUGGUUGUUACAGAUUC